AUGAAAUCACAAGUAGAUCUCUUACAUUGUUCGCUAUUGAUCAUGAAGAUCUUACUAGUUUUGCUACAAUUAUCUUAUUUAGUGAACUGUGCUAAUAUCUUAGUUCUUGAAUGUGUGCCUUCUCCAAGCCAUCAUGUUUGGAUGAAAACGUUGACUUACGCCCUGGCGUCAAAAGGGCACAAUAUCACAGCCAUUUCUGCGGAUAUUGAGGAAGACACUCCUGAAAAUCUUCACUAUCUACACUUGGAUAAAGUCUAUGAAGUUAUUUACGAUGGUUCUGGUGAUAUUAACUACGUUGAACUUGGGAAAGCUAACAGCGUAAUGCAAAGCUUAAUAUUUGUGACAGUAAGCAAGCGAUCACUUGAGGGAAUAGUGAUUUCUAAAGGAUAUAAGCAGCUUCUGGACUAUCCGGAUGAUUUCAAGUUUGACCUGAUCAUCUACGAUUUCGUACUUGGCCCACUUCUUCUUCCGUUCGCCACAAAGUUUCCCAGCACGCCUAUUAUAGGUGCAACUGCCUACUCUUCUUCUGGAUUCUCAAUACCAGUUCUUGGAGGAACUUUCACCCCAGCAUUUAUACCUUCCCUUUUCUACCCUUCCCAAUUAGAGACCUUCCAAGAUCGUAUGAAUAAUUUUGUCCUCACUUACUUUGACUACCUCAUUCGAAUCUACUACAUUGCUCCCAGAACUCACAAAGUCCUUGGUCAUGAUUUCCCUAACAUGAAGGAUGUUCGAGAAUUGGACAAAAGUGUAAAAUUUGUAUUGAUUAACAAAGAUCCAGUCCUUUCAAUUCAAGAGCAAUCACUGCCGAACGUUAUCUCCGUUGGAGGCAUGCAAAUUCAGAGAGCAAAUGCUCUUCCGAAGGACCUCCAAACUAUACUCGAUGAGGCAAAGAAAGGAGUAAUCUUGUUCUCAUUGGGCACCAACAUUAUGGGCAGCAUGGUGAAAAGCGAGCGUUUCACUGAAAUUUUGGAAGCAUUCAGAUCUCUUUCUGAGUAUACAAUAAUUUUUAAGAUGGACCCUGAGAAAAUUCCGGGACGUCUACCGAGUAACGUUGUGGUCAGAAGUUGGCUUCCUCAGAAUGACAUUUUAGCUCAUCCCAACUUGAAGCUGUUUAUCACUCAUUGCGGUCUUCUGAGCGUCCAAGAAGCUCUUUGGCAUGGCGUUCCAAUGCUGGGAAUUCCCAUAUUUGCGGAUGGAUUUGACAAUAUCAGACUUCUGGCUAAGCAAGGAAUUGCUGAGCAGCAGGACAUCAUGCAGAUUGAACGACAUUCUCUGCAGCAAGUAAUGAAGAAGAUCCUGGACGAUCCCAAAUAUUGGAACAAUGCUCAGGCUCUGUCUAGGAUUUUCAAGGACCAGAAGGAGACACCUCUGGAGAGAGCGAUUUGGUGGACAGAAUUCGUUCUUAGGAAUCCUAACUCAACUCACAUGAGAUCCCAAUCAUUGGAUCAGGGAGUUUUCAUAAGACAUUCUUGGGAUGUUCUCGCCUUCUUCUCAGCGCUAUUCCUUAUCUUCUUGUUCUGUAUCAGCAAACUUGUGUGUCUAAUCUUCAGAAGGAUUGCGAAGAAGAAAUCUGCGAAAAAGAAGAGGGAACAAUUUUGGACAAUCAUUCUACGUUCUGAUAACAAACUCCGGCACCUGAUAAAAAUAUACUAUUACACAAUUAUUAUUUGGCAUGAUAACGCCUCGUCGAGAGUUGUCCAGGGUCAUAAGAAUGCCAAAUCAUUUGAAAACCCGUCAGUCGGCGAGAUACUUCCGUCGUGUAAUCAUCGAAGUAUUGCCAAAAUGAAGUUUAUACUCAUUCUUUCUGUUCUGCCGUGUUUUAUAAGUGCUGCCAAUAUUCUUGUGCUGGAAACAGUGGCUUCGCCGAGUCACCAUAUUUGGAUAAGAACGUUAAUGCACGCUUUGGUUGAUAAAGGUCACAAUGUCACUUCACUAUCGGCUGAUAUUGAUACAAAUCCGCCAAAAAAUCUUCACUAUCUCCACUUAGACAAAGUGUACGAAACGAUCUAUGACGAUUCAAGUGAAGAUCACUCUCAAGACAUUGAUUUCCUUGAAAUGGGGAAGAUGAAUCCGUAUCUAGCCUAUCAUAUGUUCAUGAGCUACUGCACGCAAAGUCUACAAGGUAUCGUGAAGUCAACAGGAUAUCGACAACUUCUUAACUAUCCAGACAACUAUAAGUUCGACUUAAUCAUCAAUGACUUCGUGGUUGGACCAUUCCUCGUAAAAUUUGUGGACAAGUUUGGAAAUCCUCCUUUGAUAUCCGCCACUGCGUUCUACUCUUCUGGGUUUGCUAAUCACAUCUUUGGUGGUGUUCUAACGCCAUCCUUCGUGCCUUACCCCUUUAUGGAAGUCGAUUUGACAACAUUCUUAGGCAGAGCGAAUAAUUAUUUGUUAAUCUUUCUUGAUCAAUUUAUACGAAAGUAUUAUAUCGCCCCGAAAGUUAACAGUAUGAUGAAGGAAGACUUUCCCAAUGCACAGGAUGCUGCGAAAAUAGAAGAGAGAACUAAAAUAGUUCUUAUAAAUAAGCACCCAGCUUUGGAUAUAAUAGAACCACUAAUGCCAAAUGUGAUUUCCGUUGGAGGUCUUCAAAUUGCGAGGACUAAAGGACUUUCAAAGGAAUUUCAAGAAGUCAUGGACAAUGCCAAGAAUGGAGCGAUUCUCUUCUCUUUGGGAACCAACAUGAAGAGUGAAAUGUUGGGAAAUGCAAGACAAAUAGAGAUCCUGGAAGCAUUCAGAGCUCUUCCUCAAUACACAUUCAUCUGGAAAUUUGAAACUGAUUCUCUACCAGUGGAAGUUCCUUCUAAUGUCUUGAUCAAGAAAUUUGUGCCACAAAGCGACCUUCUGGCUCAUCCGAACAUGAAACUCUUCAUCAGCCAUUGCGGUCUUCUCAGCACACAGGAAUCGGUUUGGUUUGGAGUUCCCAUACUCGGACUUCCAGUCUUUGCAGACCAGUUCCACAACUUAAAGUUAAGCUUGAAAACAGGAGUGGCAUUGCAAGGAGAUGUGGUCAACAUUGAAAGACAUUCGUUCCGAAAAUUAAUUGAGCAUAUGAUAACUGAUCCAAAGUAUCGAGAGAACGCCCAAAUUCGCUCGAAUAUCUUUAGAGAUGAGAAAGAUUCACCGCUGGAAAGAGCAGUUUGGUGGGUAGAAUAUGUUCUCAGGCAUCCCAACAUGACACAUAUGAGAUCCCCGUCAUUAGACCUCAAUUUGUUCCAAAGACACUCCUGGGAUGUUCAAGCCUUCUUUCUUGUUAUCCUAUCGGCAGUUUUGAUCGUGACUUUGAAGAUAUCUUGUUGCAUUUAUAAAUGUUUCUUCAAGCAAAAAUCGCGAAAAUCUAAGAAGGAUUGAGAUGUGUUUUCUGAGUAUAACAGUUAUAUUGAUAUAAAUAAAUAGUAAAU
Molecule: messenger RNA, 3398 nt
Organism: Phlebotomus argentipes
Lineage: Eukaryota; Metazoa; Arthropoda; Insecta; Diptera; Psychodidae
Exons: 7
Coding region: 1-3348 (1115 amino acids)
Molecular function (GO): UDP-glycosyltransferase activity
Source: RefSeq, a predicted model, not a curated record